AUGUCGCUCAAGCCAGUCGUCCUUAUCACCGGCGCAUCCAAAGGACUCGGCCUCGCAGCCACCAAAAUCCUGCUCACCGAAUUCAAUGCGAAUGUGGUCGCACUGUCGCGCUCGGAAACUGUAGAGCUGACUGAGCUCAAGCAAUAUCACCCAGAGGCAUUACUGAUCACCAAGGGCGACGUGACCGAUAAAGCCAUCGUCACGCACGCGGUCGACUCUGCGGUGAAGACAUACGGACACCUCGAUGCACUCAUCCUCAAUGCUGGCAUCUUGACUCCCCUGGGAAAGAUCGAAGAGGUUCCCCUGGAGGGCUGGAAGUCGCACUUCGACGUCAACUUCUUCUCUUUGAUCACUGCCGUACAAGCGGCGCUGCCAUACCUGCGUAAAAGCGAGCUCGGUGGUCGCAUCGUCUUUGUUAGCUCUGGAUCAGCGACCAAAGGGACUGCGACCAUGGGUCCUUACAACGCAGGCAAGGCCGCCAUGAACAGUAUGUGCAGGACCUUGGGCGAGGAAGAGCCUGACGUGAUCUCAGUCGCCCUGCGUCCUGGUACCGUUGACACACAAAUGCAAACGCAGAUUCGGGAGCUGGGUGUCACUGAUAUGGCUGAGAAGGUCCACAAGUACUUCAUGGGCUUGCAGACCGACCAGAAGCUCAUCAAACCCGAGGUAUCUGGCUACGUGAUGGCGGCACUCGCGUUGAAUGCACCGAAGUCAAUGAGCGGGCAGUUUGUGAGCUAUGAUUCCGAGGAUUGCGCGCCGUUCCGGAGGUGA
Messenger RNA from Fomitopsis serialis, 771 nucleotides. Its product is annotated as short-chain dehydrogenase. Gene Ontology annotation, molecular function: oxidoreductase activity, acting on NAD(P)H, oxygen as acceptor. The transcript has 5 exons. Gene Ontology annotation, cellular component: intracellular anatomical structure. NCBI's taxonomy places the organism in Eukaryota, Fungi, Basidiomycota, Agaricomycetes, Polyporales, Fomitopsidaceae. The record is from RefSeq and is a predicted model, not a curated record. The coding region runs from base 1 to 771 and encodes 256 amino acids.